Molecule: messenger RNA, 722 nt
Organism: Suillus subaureus
Lineage: Eukaryota; Fungi; Basidiomycota; Agaricomycetes; Boletales; Suillaceae
Exons: 3
Coding region: 6-716 (236 amino acids)
Source: RefSeq, a predicted model, not a curated record
UCGAUAUGGAUGCUUUGACUUCGACAGGGGCUGAGCGACUCUUUCGUGCGCUGUCCCACUUCAAACAGACCCUGGAACAACUCACUAUAUUCGAACAACUCCACAUUUCCUUUCCUUCACACAGCUCCGGAGUGUGCGACUCUGACUGUGAUUCCGGGACCUGCAUCUAUCUUGACAACAACCUUCUUCUGGAAGCCAUGUCCGCUUGGCCGCACAUCCACACUCUGAAAAUAGAAAACUGCGGCAUCCGUCCUUCUCCAAUACAGCAUACCUCCUUACAAACAUUGCACAUGGAAACACCUAGGUCUCACAUAGGAAAUGCGGAAGUUAUCGCUCGCAUCGUUUUCAAUUGGCUUCCUUGCGUCGACCAAGUCAACAAGGGCGUGGAUGAUUGGGCGCCUUGGUAUGAAAUCAAUGAACAUCUCGUAUCAUCGAGAGCCGUUGCGCCACAUGCCACAGGAGCUGCAUCGAAUACCUGUAUUCAAUGGGAUGUAUUCACGUUUGGGGAACAUCUGGAGUUACUACAUUUAUUCGUGUUCGUUCGUGUCGGUAUGGUGGUUUUAACUAUGGUUGCAAUUGUUUUCUCCCCUCUCACUGCCGAAUUGAUGCAUUACGUGGGUUUUCACGCCUUUCUGUUGUGGUCAUCCCCACCCACUCGUAUUAAUCACUCAAUUCAUGGAAAGUUACCGAACAGAUUCACAUCUUUGUCUGCAUAAUAUUAA